Molecule: messenger RNA, 2804 nt
Organism: Hibiscus syriacus
Lineage: Eukaryota; Viridiplantae; Streptophyta; Magnoliopsida; Malvales; Malvaceae
Product: pentatricopeptide repeat-containing protein At3g03580-like
Biological process (GO): RNA modification
Molecular function (GO): protein binding; RNA binding; zinc ion binding
Source: RefSeq, a predicted model, not a curated record
AAUGUAACUCUGAAACUGGAAUAUGCUUGAGCUUCAUGAAAACUACAGCAAAGUUCAGCGCUUUACAUGAAGCUACAAAUGAAUUCCUUUAUUCUUCUCUCUCCAAAGCCUUGUCAUCAGCAUCAAACUCUAAAAAGCUUCACAGAAUCCACUCAAAAAUUAUAACUCUAGGAUUUGAAAAAUCUUCCUUCUUCUCAGGUAAACUCAUUAGCAAAUAUGCUCAAUUCAGGGACCUAACUUCUUCAUUCUCUGUUUUCCGCCAAGUUUCACCUUCAGCCAAUGUUUACCAAUGGAAUUCAUUCGUUCGAGCUCUUACCCACAAUGAGUUAUUCUCCACAGCACUUGGUUUUUAUAGCCACAUGCGAAAAAUGGAUGUUUUACCUGAUAAAUAUACUUUUCCUUCGGUUAUCAACUCUUGUGCUGCUUUGGUGGAUAUUGAGAUGGGACAAGUUGUUCAUCAGAACGUUUUGAAGAUGGAUUUAGGCUCAGAUUUGUAUAUUGGGAAUACGUUGGUCGAUAUGUAUUCUGGACUUGGUUGUUUGGACGAAGCUUUAAAGAUGUUUGAUGGAAUGCCUGAAAGGAAUGUUGUGUCUUGGAAUAGUUUAAUUUCAGGGUAUAGUGCAAAUGGGUAUUGGGUAGAAGCAUUGGAAGUUUAUAAUAUGGCAAGAAUGGCGGGAAUCAUGCCGGAUUCUUUUACUCUUUCAAGUGUUUUGCCUGCAUGGGGAGGUUUGGUUAAUGUUAAAGAAGGUGAGCUAGUUCAUUGUUUGGUGCAGAAGAUAGGAGUUCACUACGAUGUUCUGGUAAGCAAUGGACUUCUUUCUAUGUACUUCAAGUUUAAUAGGCUCAUCGAAGCACGAAGGAUUUUUGAUGAAAUGGUUGUUAGAGAUACUGUUACUUGGAACACGUUGAUAUGUGGGUAUUCUCAGAUGGAGUUACAUAAAGAGUCGAUCAAGUUGUUUAUGCUGAUGGUGGAUAAGUUUAAGCCUGAUUUACUAACUAUUACUUCUGUUCUUCGUGCUUGCGGUCAUGUAGGCGACUUGAAAUUUGGAAAAUUCAUUCAUGAGUACAUGAAGAAAAGUGGGUUUCAGAGUGAUGUUACUGCUGAUAAUAUUCUUAUUGAUAUGUAUGCGAAAUGUGGUGACUUGCCAGCUUUGCGUGAAGUAUUUGACAGAAUCAUGUGCAGGGAUUCUGUCUCGUGGAACUCGAUGAUCAAUUGUUAUAUUCAGCAUGUUGAUUAUGAUGAUGCAGUGAAACUUGCUAAGACUAUGAAGGUUGAUCUGAAAGUUGAUUCCAUUACUUGUGUGAUGCUCUCUGUUUCUACUCGAUUAGUUGACAAAGACCUGGGGAAAUAAAUUCACUGUGAUGUAACUAAAAUGGGAUUUGAUUCAGACCUCAUUGUCAAUAACUCUAUGGUUGAUAUGUAUGCUAAAUGUGGGCUGUUGAGUGACUCAGUGAAAAUAUUUGAAAACAUGAAAACUCAUGAUAGAGUAACAUGGAAUACGAUUAUAGCAGCAUGUGUUCAAUCUGGGGAUUUCACUUUUGGGCUGAGAAUGAUUAAUCAAAUGAGGACUGAGGGAGUGAUGCCUGAUGUGGCCACUGUCCUAGUCAUCUUGCAUAUGUGCUACUUUUUCGUUUCCAAACGGCAAGGGAAGGAGAUCCAUGGCUGUAUUUUCAGAUUCGGAUUUGAAACAGAUGUUCCAACUGGUAAUGCACUAAUUGAAACGUACUCUAAAUGUGGUAGUUUAAAAGAUUCUGCCCAGGUUUUUGACCAUAUGAAAGUGAGAGAUGUGGUGACAUGGACUGCUAUGAUCUCUGCAUAUGGGAUGUAUGGAGAAGGCCGCAAAGCGCUGAGAGCUUUUGAAGAUAUGAAAGCAGCCGGUAUUAUUCCGGACCAUGUUGUCUUUGUUGCCAUCAUCUAUGCUUGUAGCCAUUCAGGUUUAGUAGACGAGGGUUUGGCUUGUUUCGACCAGAUGCAGAAAGAUUACAACUUGGAGCCUAGAAUUGAACAUUAUGCUUGUGUGGUUGAUCUUCUUUCCCGUUCUCAAUUGAUAUCUAAAGCUGAGAGGUUUAUAAAAUCAAUGCCACUGAAGCCAGAUGCAAGUAUAUGGGGCUCUCUACUUAGUGCAUGCCAAUCGAGUGGCAACACCGAGGUUGCAGAACGUGUUGCUGAGCAUGUCCUUGAACUGAAGUCAAACGAUACCGGGUACUAUGUUUUAGCAUCAAAUGUCUAUGCCAGUUUAGGGAAGUGGGAGCAAGUGAGAAUGAUACGAAAAUCCAUAAAAGCUAGAGGGCUCAAAAAAGAUCCUGGAUGUAGCUGGAUAGAAAUAAAAAGAAGAUUGUAUGUAUUUGGAACUGGGGAUAAGUUCUUUGAACAGUUUGAAGAGGUUAAUAAGUUAUUAGGGAAUUUCGGUUUGAUGGCUAAGGAAGGUUAUGUUGCUGAUCUGAGAUAUGUUUUGCACGACGUUGAAGAGGAUGAGAAAAGAGACCUGCUUUGUGGGCACAGUGAAAGGCUUGCGAUGGCGUUUGGAUUAUUGAACACAGAGCCCGGGACACCAUUGCAGAUUAUGAAAAACCUUCGCGUUUGUGGGGAUUGUCACACUGUGACCAAGUAUAUAUCAAUGAAUAUGCAACGGAAGAUAUUAGUAAGAGACGCCAAUCGUUUUCAUCUUUUCAAGGAUGGAACCUGUACUUGUGGAGAUCGUUGGUGAUGCUUCUCUUCAUCAUAUUUUCUAGCUAGACAAACCUGUCCAUGCUGAUGCCUCAAUCCUCUUCAUCAAAAGGAAAAUGAAAAAGAACAGAUUCAU